AUGUCGCUAAUGACAAGAGUUUGCUGUAUUCUAAAGCCUAAAACCUUAAUAUUUCUAUUAUUGUUUAUUAUUUCCCAUUAUUAUUGUUAUUCUUCACAAUUGAACAAAAUUGCAGAACAAUUAUCUAAUUGUGGAAGAUAUACUGUUCGUAAUAAGACAAGUAAAUUAAUGGUUGAUGGCAGAAUAUUUGAUACAGUGGUGCCUCUAGGGAAUGGUUAUGAUUCUAAAAUUUUUCUCGCGUAUUCACCAGCAUUGGAUAAAUGUGUAGCAAUCAAGCGUUGCAUGGAACAACCAUGGGUGAACAAAUGUACAAGAGAAUUGGAGGUGAUGAAGGCUCUGAAUGCUUCCGAUGCUGGAAACGUUAAACUAUUUUAUUAUGAUAUAUCAAUUAAUCAAAAAUGUAACGAGGAGACGUUAUUUUCCGAUUUUUUGCGUGUUGUAAUAAUUGGCAGUAAUAGACGAAGGAAACGUGAAGUUGCAAAGAAUAAUAAAUCUUUAACCAAUUGUACCUUGGUAACGACAGUUUUAGAACUUGGCGAAGAAGACGCUACAAAACAUUGGCAGCGUUUAAAUUCUAAAAAGGUCAAUAGUAAUAGAGAAUUGGAACAAUUAAAAUUACAAAUCCAAAAACAAUUGGAUAAAUUGCAUGAAAAAGGUAAAUAAUAAGCUAGGGCCAUUCACAUCGGUUAGCCGAGAUGAAACCGAAAACUAUGAUCCUUACUAGGACUGAGACAGGAAGCGGGUGUCUAAAAACUAAAGAAAAAAUCCGGAAACCUGGAGAUACCGAAUACUUAUACAGUACAUAUUAUAUAAAUUAUUGCCCUGGGAUAGGAA
Meloidogyne enterolobii is the source of this 834-nucleotide messenger RNA. The record is from the annotation of a GenBank genome assembly. NCBI's taxonomy places the organism in Eukaryota, Metazoa, Nematoda, Chromadorea, Rhabditida, Meloidogynidae.